AUGUACAAGGCUCAGUUCAUUCUCUUGGCGCUGGCGGUGGCGGGCGCCCACGCCGGUUACGGUGACUACAGCGGCGGCCUGGGCGGCGGCUACGGCAGCCUGGGCGCCUCGGAGGGCGGCAGCGGGGGCCUUGGCGGUGGCUACGGCGGCCACGGAGGCUACUCGGGCAAGUCCUACGCCGUCUUCCAGGGCCCCGUCGAGGGCCACGCCCAGGAGAUUCGCGGCACGGUCGCCGACAAGCAUGGCAAACACGUCGAGUUCGUGGAUUACGUGGCCUACCCGAAGUACAAAUACGAGUACGGCGUUGAGGACCACCACACCGGCGACCAGCACGGCCAGGUGGAGCACCGCGACGGCGACCGCGUGGAGGGCCAGUACACCCUGAAGGAGCCCGGCGGCGUGCUGCGCACCGUCAAAUACAUCUCCGACAAGAAGGGCGGCUUCCUCGCUGACGUGGAGAACCACGGCCACAACGAGCACGUCUACGUCCUCAAGGACAAGCACGGCCACGGCCACCAGCAGGUCAAGGCCACCUCCUACGUCAACUUCCACGGCCCCGUCGUCGGCGACGCGCAAGAGAUCACCGUCUCCCAGGGCCACGGCCACUACGGUUAUUGAUUUGGUUUAAUCAGUGUUCACUGGUCAUUGUGAAUGUUCUCAUGCCAUCAUAUUUUUAUGUCAUCUGCUGUUAAGUUUCGUGUUCUCUGUUGUGUUUUGCCUUCAGUGUUUUUAUAUACUUUUGAAUAAAUAGAGCCAGUUUUUU
Messenger RNA from Gryllus bimaculatus (two-spotted cricket), 763 nucleotides. The record is from the annotation of a GenBank genome assembly. NCBI's taxonomy places the organism in Eukaryota, Metazoa, Arthropoda, Insecta, Orthoptera, Gryllidae.